AUGGACUUCGACGACCACGACGACGGCGACGAGGAGAUGCGGAUGUCCAUGCCCAUGCCGGUGAGCUCCAGCUACGAGCCCCCGCCGCCGCUCUCCACGGGGUUUGGCGGCGCCGGGGUUGCGCCCAGCAAGCCUCCUGGUGGUGGUGGUGGUGGCGGUGGUGGCGAGCUUGGCGGCCGUGCCAAGGCCCCCGGCGGCGGUGCCAGGUACCGCGAGUGCCUCAAGAACCACGCGGUCGGCAUCGGAGGGUACGCCGUCGACGGCUGCGGCGAGUUCAUCGCCGGCGGCGAGGAGGGCAGCAUCGACGCGCUCCGCUGCGCCGCGUGCAGCUGCCACCGCAACUUCCACCGGAGGGAGUCCGACUUCCCCGCGGGGGGCGAGGGCUCGCCCUUCUCUCCCACCGCAAUGGUCCCCUACGGAGGCGUGCCGCCGCACCACCAGUUCUCGCCCUACUACCGCACCCCGGCGGGCUACCUGCACCACCACCAGCACCACAUGGCCGCGGCCGCCGCUGCAGCCGCGGCGGGGCACCCGCGGCCGCUGGCGCUCCCGUCCACCUCCCACAGCGGGCGCGACGACGCCGACGAGCUGUCGGGCAUGGCGGCGGGGCCCAUGUCGGCGCUGGUCCCGCUGAGCAGCAUGUCCCUGGGCGCGGGCCCGUCGGGGUACGGCUCCGGGUCCGGGUCCGGCAAGAAGCGGUUCCGCACCAAGUUCACCCAGGAGCAGAAGGACAAGAUGCUGGCCUUCGCGGAGCGCGUGGGGUGGCGCAUCCAGAAGCACGACGAGGCGGCCGUGCUGCAGUUCUGCGACGAGGUGGGCGUCAAGCGCCACGUCCUCAAGGUCUGGAUGCACAACAACAAGCACACCCUCGGCAAGAAGCCGCCCAGCAUUUGA
Molecule: messenger RNA, 894 nt
Organism: Triticum turgidum subsp. durum (durum wheat)
Lineage: Eukaryota; Viridiplantae; Streptophyta; Magnoliopsida; Poales; Poaceae
Source: the annotation of a GenBank genome assembly